Molecule: messenger RNA, 3970 nt
Organism: Osmerus eperlanus (European smelt)
Lineage: Eukaryota; Metazoa; Chordata; Actinopteri; Osmeriformes; Osmeridae
Gene: frs2a
Product: fibroblast growth factor receptor substrate 2a
Exons: 7
Coding region: 603-2423 (606 amino acids)
Biological process (GO): fibroblast growth factor receptor signaling pathway
Cellular component (GO): cytoplasm; cell-cell junction
Molecular function (GO): fibroblast growth factor receptor binding; transmembrane receptor protein tyrosine kinase adaptor activity
Source: RefSeq, a predicted model, not a curated record
AAACAAUUAGAGACUGGUCGGCGACAGUUAUAGCCCCAGAUGAACAAAUUAAAGAUGAGAAGGGAUUGAAGCUCGAGAUGCCUGUCUCGCUAUAACACCAACCGUGACUAGCCGCAAUCGACUCGGGCGAGGACUAGAGGGGACUCUGGAUUUCCUCGAGUAUGUAGCUUAACAGGGGUAGUGAUCUCUAUGGUUACAGGAGAGAGGGACGUAUAAGUGCGAGGAAGAGACAGAGAUAAAUACUAUCCAUACAGUUGGUUCUCCAAUAACUUUUUCUGGAACAAGGGAGCGACCCGGAUGCAGUCCUGGGACAUCAGCGGAGGAGGAGCAGGCUGCUGCUCGGUUCCAACGCGAGGCCCCACCGAAGUGCUGCGCGCUCGCGACGCUGCCGUAGUUGUUGCUGUGCGAUCGAGCGAUUAACAAGGCAGGGCGACACUUCUAUGAAGAUUCAUGAAGCUUUCUAUUUGUAGCUAGAUGAGGGAGGAGGGGGUCGGCCAUGUUGACCAGGUGAGAUCAGCCUGACUGACUCGAAGCUGGAGAGCCAAUCAGGAACCUCCAUGGCAGGAUCUGGAUCUAGGGGAGAGAUGGAGCACUAAGAAGCCAUGGGAAGCUGCUGUAGCUGUCCUGACACACACUCCCUCUCAGACAAUCAUCACAGCAAGUUCAAGGUGAUCAACGUGGAUGACGAUGGCAAUGAGCUGGGCUCAGGAGUGAUGGAGCUGACGGAUGAGGAGCUGAUCUUGCACACGCGCCGACGCGAGCCCGUCAACUGGCCCUACCUGUGCCUGCGUCGCUAUGGCUGCGACUCCAACCUCUUCUCCUUCGAAAGUGGCAGGCGCUGCCAGACUGGACAGGGGAUCUUUGCGUUCAAGUGUGUGCGCGCCGAGGAGAUCUUCAACAUGCUGCAGGAGACCAUGCACAGUAACAGCAUCAGUGUGGUAGAGGAGGCAGUCCUGGAACCUGGCCAGGGCCCCCUGGACCCCGACGCCCCACGCACGCCUCGCACGCCCACCACUCCGGGAUACUCAGUACCUACGGUAGCCAAUGUCAUUGCUCGCUACCCGUCGUUUGGCGAGGCCUCCUCCCGCCCUUCCAGUCGCCACCCGUCUAUAGGCAGCGCCAGACUGCCCUCUGUUGGCGAGGAGGCCACACACCCUCUACUGGUCACCGACGACCCGGUCCACACGUACGUAAACACUUCAGGUGUUCAGGAAGACCGACGCUCGCGACCCUCCAGCCACACCCCUUUGGAACUUUGGCUGCCCAAUCCGGACAGCUCCUCCGCCACUCCAGCCAAUCAAGGGACAGAGGUGGAGCCCCAGGUAGUUCUGGAGGGGGAGAGUGUGAAGUUUGUCCUGGGACCCACUCCUGUCCAGAGACAGAAACAGAGACGGGUAGGUGACAGAGAGACUGGGGCUGGCCCUGGAGGAGUGGAGCCUGGGGCUGGAGUUGGAGCCGGAGGUACGGAGGAUGGGGCUGGGCAGAGGGACAGGGAAAGGGAGCCAGGGCCUGGGCUAGGGAAUGAGAGUCUGGAGCCAAACGGCCCCAACGACUGUGUGACCCAGUCAGCCGAAUGUGACACGGGUUACGACAGUGACGAGCGCAAGGACGCCCCUCCCCCUCCGCCGCUUCCCCCCCAAUCAAGCGCCAAGCUCUCUUACGAGCACCACAACGGCACCAGUCACGUGUCCACUCCCGCCCCCUUCUCCGUGCCUAACCCCGCCCCCCGACGCAACCACCCCGCCCUCCCUUCCCCCGACUUCUCCCACAACGCCAACAACUCCGCCCAGCGGCGGACGGCGCUCCUGAAUUACGAGAACCUCCCGUCUCUCCCACCGGUCUGGGAGACGCCCAAGCGCUUCUCGGCGGGAGAGGACGAGGAGGACGAGGAGGAGGACGAGGACGAGGAGUCGUACGGACGACCAAAGACUCUCAAUGGCUACCACCGCCGCCUUCACCAUCGUCCUCACCACCACCACCACCACCAUCCACUCCAGCACCCCCUACUGGACCCCAUGCAUAACUACGUCAACACGGAGAACGUGACCAUGCCGCUCAGCGCCAAGCUGGACUCGGCCCGUCUCCCCCGCAGGGAGGGGGGCGGGGGGGGGGGCGCGGGGCCGGGGACGCCCACCGUCUUUAACUUUGACUUCCGGGGGGCGGGGGGGCUGGACCCUCUCAGGCAGCUGAACUACAUUGAGGUGGAGAUGGAGAAGGGUUCGGACUCCAGCGGGCCUCACACCCCCAAGACCCCCACCACCCCCCUGCUGGGGCCCCCGCCCCCCCCCGCCCGCCGCACGGAGCUGUACGCCGUCAUUGACAUUGAGCGCACGGCGGCCAUGUCCAGCCUGCAGAAAGCGCUGCCCCGCGACGACGGAACGUCCCGGAAAACCCGACACAACAGCACUGACCUACCCAUGUGACUUGAUGCCCGGUCAUGUGACUGGGGCCACGAAGCACUGUCUUAAUCCUCACUCUCCACCUCCCCCACUCUUUAUUUCACUUUCUCUCCAUUCUCUCCUUCUUACCCACUGUCGGAUUACCUCACAAUCUCCCCUUCUUUCUCCCUGUCUCUUCAUCUCCCAUACUGUCUCCCCCUCCCACACUCUCCUUCCUUCUGUUUUCUUUCCCAUCUUCCCCUGUUCUCCACCCUCACACAUACACACCCAUACACACACAAUGCUGUUGAAGGAUGCAGGUGGCUGCCACAUAUAUUCUAUUGCAAACUGUAAUGUGUGAAGUGAACGCAGCAGUCUUAACUUCCAGCUUGGCUCCGGUGUGUCCCUGAGAGCCAGACUAGGGCCGCUACCGUUCCUGUGGCCAGGGAACAGGGCCUUUAAAAAGAGCGAACUGCACCUUUUAAUUCAAUGCCUGUGUCUAAUUGGCAGAUUGACAACCAGACCAGGCCAAUAAUAAAGACUCUUUGCGAAUGAACCUUACCAUUGGUUUAUCACACUCCCGGUACGAGUACUGAUUUGAGUACUGAUAAAUAUUAGUUCCAGACUUAUAUAAAAAAUAAUGUACUUGCUGGUAUUUACAUAUUUUACAUUGUACACAUCUAGUCACUUUAGCCCCGUACGUACAGGACACUGUCUUAGAGGCAGACUAGGGUCAAAACACAGAAGUGAAAUACUUAUAUUUGAUGUGUGUUUUAUUUACCUCUGUUUGCACUUUUGGGACUGUACCUUUGGUGCCAUUGCACUUCUGUGAACGAAAGCUUUGACUUCUCGUCUCAAGUUCACCGUAAGUAUUUGCAAAUAUUAUUUGACCCUGGUCCGCUAACAGACGAGUCCUUGUUAUCUUAACGACAACAAACAACAAUUGUUUACUGAGCUCUGCAGUCAUAAACAACUACAGUCCUAGUUCCAAAGUUCUUCACCUUGCUACCCAUGCAGUUGUAUUAUAUUGUAAAAUGUAUUAUAUGUUCUAACUUGCUCUAUAUUUUUUCUACCAAGUUUUAAAAAUCAUAAAUGAAUAAAUAUAGUAAUUGUACAAAGAAGUAGUUUACUAGAUAAUGUUUUUUAAACAAAUGAAACAUUUAGGGGAGCAUGCCAUCCCUCACUGCCAAAUGUAAUUUCCCAGCCUGUGAUUGGUUACUGAAAGUUGAAACUGGUCAUUGAUUGGUCAGUGAGAGAAUCGAUUACCUAAAUGUUCCCAAUUCCCCCAUUCUGAUUGGCUCAGCCACCCAGACGCAGCACUAAGUGGUGAUCAGUGAACAACUGCAUUUACUGUGUACAAUAAAAGCCACAAAUAUUGUACAUUUUUAUUGAAACUGAUUUUGAUAUUCGCAUUUUUCAGGUAUGGAUAUAAGUUUACCAGAAAGUUUGUAUUUUUUGGAAAUGAGGAAGAAGCAUACUGUGUAUUUUGUCAUAUUCUACAUCUUUCCUUCUAUGCCAUCAGUGCCAAAACACACUUUUUUUUGUAGCAUGGCAAAAUAAUAAUAAAAACAAGGAACUAAUGUGUCCUGAGA